Molecule: messenger RNA, 885 nt
Organism: Acytostelium subglobosum LB1
Lineage: Eukaryota; Evosea; Eumycetozoa; Acytosteliales; Acytosteliaceae
Exons: 2
Coding region: 1-885 (294 amino acids)
Source: RefSeq, a predicted model, not a curated record
AUGUCUAAGGUUGGUAAAGGUUUAGUGUUGACAGAGAGUGAGGCACUGUUCGAACUCCUUAUAUAUACACCAUUCAUAUAUGUAUCAGUAAACAAAUGCUUGGUCAACUUGAAUAGCUUCGAGUUCUUGAGACGUGAUGGUGCUCAUAUCUUCCUGCGUCUGUUUAUAUUCCUCGCUCACGACAUGGCCGCAGACACAUUGGUCCAUCUAUUCCUAGGCACCUCGCCACCAUGGCUCUACAACGAUCAUCUAGUCAUGUUGCUCACUGUUUGGACGAUAAUGACCAUCUUUCCAUACCUGCUUCAAUUCCUACUUAGACAGCUCAAGGUCAUCAAUAUAUUACUACUGAUCACACUGUCGGUCAAUGAUAUCACUCAGAUAUAUUCACUGCCAAUGUACCCUUCCGAGCCCUUUACUCAACGCGGCUACACAUGGCCCAUACUACCGCCCAGCACACUUGGAUCCCUCUUCAUUACACUCAUCUCCUCGCAGACCGGUGAGCUACUCAAGACAUGUAUUAUACACUACUUUAGGCCUGCAUAUCCAACAUCACUCACUGCUCCAUCAUUACCAUGGAUCACGAUUGGAUUCUCGGCUAUACUGUAUCACUUCCUUGCUAAUCCACAUGCAGAGACUAUCAACUCGGUACUCGUACAUCAGUACGUCAGUCAACAUAAUGCACGCCUAAUACUAUAUGGCUUGUUCUUAAUUGUAUUCAUGAUGGAUGCAUUCCGUCCACAACCAAUAUUGGACAGUGGACCAGCCCACAACAAUGUCAGCAACAACUACAACGUCAACAACACCGUCAACAAUGACAACUUAGGGACGUCGUCAUCCACUUUGAAUAAAUCGGAUGACAGCAGGAGCAAGGUGCAUCAACAGUGA